UACAACUGAGACACUGGUGAGGGGUGUCCCAUUUCACCAUUUGUCACUUCACCCUUCACAUUUCCCCCCUUUCUCUCUCUCUCUCACUCACUCACAGCAAUGGGAGGUGAGAGCCAAGACUACAGGAAGAAGGAGACCUUCGCAUUGGCGGCAGUCUUAGUCUUUGCAUCCCUCUCCGUUGCUUCAGUUCUUGUAACCUUAACAUACUACUGCUACUUGCGCCACCAACUCUCCAAGCGUGCCAAGAUCCAGCAACAAAAGAGCUACCAUGAGGAGAAAGCUAGCGACUUUGCCAACAUCCAAGUUGCUACAGAGAGAGGGCUUCAGGUGUUUACUUUCAAGCAGCUGCAUUCGGCCACCGGUGGAUUUGGGAAGUCGAAUGUGAUUGGCCGGGGUGCGUUCGGGCUUGUGUAUCGAGGAGUUCUUCAAAAUGGGAGGAAGGUUGCAGUUAAGCUGAUGGAUCAAGCUGGACAGCAGGGUGAAGAUGAAUUCACUGCAGAGGUGGAACUGUUGGGGCGGCUAUCUUCUCCGUAUCUGCUCUCGUUGAUUGGCUUCUGUUCGAAGAGCAAUAGUAAACUGCUCGUUUAUGAGUUUAUGGCGAAUGGAGGACUGCAGGAACAUUUGUAUCCCAUCAGUGGUAAUAAAGCAAUGCCUUCGAAUCUAAACUGGGAAACUCGACUGCGGAUAGCUUUAGAGGCCGCCAAAGGUUUGGAGUACCUCCACGAGCAUGUCAGCCCCCCGGUGAUCCAUCGAGACUUCAAAAGCAGCAACAUCCUCCUCGACAAAAACUUCCACGCCAAAGUCUCUGAUUUCGGACUGGCAAAGCACGGUCCUGAGAAAGCUGGCGCACAUGUUUCCACGCGCGUCUUGGGCACACAGGGAUACGUUGCACCUGAAUAUGCUUUAACCGGGCACCUGACCACAAAGUCGGAUGUCUAUAGCUACGGGGUUGUCCUCUUGGAGCUGCUGACCGGCAGAGUUCCCGUGGAUAUGAAGAGGCCUCCCGGGGAAGGCGUUCUCGUAUCUUGGGCGUUGCCCCACCUUACGGAUAGAGAUAAGGUCGGGGAGAUCAUGGAUCCGGCAUUGGAGGGUCAGCAUUCGAGGAAGGAGGUGAUUCAAGUGGCGGCCAUUGCUGCGAUGUGUGUGCAGCCGGAGGCUGAUUACAGGCCGCUGAUGGCGGAUGUCGUGCAGUCGUUGGUUCCCUUAGUGAAGCAUCAUCGACCGUCCGGAGCAGGUAACUCGGCAACCCCUCUUGCUACGCCAUCUCCUACGGCGUGAGGCGUGGUUUGGAUGGAAGAAGUUGGGAAUAAAUGGUUCUUAGAUUUCAUUCCACUUUGAUGUUUUGUAAUGUUACCUAACUUUUGAAUUUUUUGUGAUCAAACCUUUUUAUGUUGUCUAAUAAUUAGCUUUGCUUUACAAGA
Molecule: messenger RNA, 1421 nt
Organism: Salvia hispanica
Lineage: Eukaryota; Viridiplantae; Streptophyta; Magnoliopsida; Lamiales; Lamiaceae
Product: Protein kinase superfamily protein
Biological process (GO): protein phosphorylation
Molecular function (GO): protein kinase activity; ATP binding
Source: RefSeq, a predicted model, not a curated record